CUGGUGUUGCCAGGUUUAUUGGGCCCACUCCCACUUCUGCAAACUAAGGAUGCCACCCAAGAAGGGGCAAGGUGGGCCGAAGGGAAAAGGCAAGGCCCUGAGAGGAAAGGGGGGGCGCCCGCCCCCGGCGGCUUUGGAGGACAAUGGGCCACCAUGGGCAGCCAUUCUGGCUAGGCUGGAAGCACUGGAGCGCAGCCCACAGCAACCUGAGAUGCCACAGCGUGGCUCAGGCCAGCCCAAUGCACCGCACGGUGGCUUACGCCAGCCUAACGUGCCCCAGAGUGGCUUGCAGCCCGAGGCCCCCCGGGCACAAUCUAGGCCUGCAAGGGCAAAUGAGCCACCAGCUAAGUCAGCCCAUGCGAAAACACAGUGCACCGGGAAUGGGGCUAACAACACUGCUAUUGACGCCAUCCUAGCUCGGCUGGACACGCUGGAGGCUGGGCCCAGCAGGGCUGACGUGAGGACAACUGGUGCAGCGUCGGGGACAGCUCCCACCUCUCAGACCUCCAGAGGGUCCACAUCAGAUGGCACACUGGGCCGCUGGAAAGGAAUGGAGCAGGCACGCAUCCUACUCUGCGGCCACAGCAUGGUUUUCUGGGCAGGCCGCAGAGCAGCGAAGUCACGUUUUGGCAUGCAGCUGGGGCUCAGUCAAUGGGCCUUGGUGCACUGGCUCGGCCGCCGUGGGAUGCGUUGGGAUGGGCUCCUUCCUGCAUUGUUCCAGCCGGCAGUGGAGCGGGCGGUCCCCCAGUUUCUGGUUAUCCACCUGGGAGAAUAA
Molecule: messenger RNA, 775 nt
Organism: Rhineura floridana
Lineage: Eukaryota; Metazoa; Chordata; Lepidosauria; Squamata; Rhineuridae
Exons: 3
Coding region: 50-775 (241 amino acids)
Source: RefSeq, a predicted model, not a curated record